Aspergillus fijiensis CBS 313.89 is the source of this 690-nucleotide messenger RNA. RefSeq lists its product as uncharacterized. The transcript has 2 exons. The coding region runs from base 197 to 592 and encodes 131 amino acids. The record is from RefSeq and is a predicted model, not a curated record. Lineage: Eukaryota; Fungi; Ascomycota; Eurotiomycetes; Eurotiales; Aspergillaceae.
UAAGUCGGACGAUCAAUGAGUAGAGCUCGGAUGAAAGGGGCGGGGGGGUGCAUCGAUAAGACGCUGUUGUCCAAAAUUCUAGACUCCAGGCCCUGAAUCUCCGAUUUAGUUUCAAACCCGGCCACGGCGUCACCAUCUCAACCGUACCGUCUGGGCAGUCUGGAGCGUAAGGUCAUGAGAUGAGUGCGGAGAUCAGAUGUGUCAACUCCGUGGACAUUCCCUCUGCACGAAAGACUUUGGACGACUUCACUCAUCUCGACCAGGUGAACCAGGAAAGACAAAUAAAUGGAGGGGAGUAGUACGUACUGCAUCGCCCCACCACACAUCCAGCUCACAUCCAGCUUGCAUCUAUCCAUCCAUCCACCCAUCCAAAACCCAAUUGCAAUGCCCGGCCAGCAUCCAAGACCCCCCGUAUCCUACAGCCACUUCGCUUCCAACCCCACCAUCAGCUGCACAAGCCUUCUCGGUUCGACACGGCUGCAGCCGGGGGGGGGGGGGGGGCAAAGGCUACCUUCCACGCCUGUAUCUAAUGCAAAUGGGAAAGCUAGCUAACUACUCCAUAGUAGCUGAUGGUAGCUGGGUAGAACCUUGAGCCUAACUGCCGAUAGGGCAGAGGCACCGAGAUCCCAAUCGGCGACGGUUUUCGGUGUGAACGGACCGCGGGUAACAGUAAAAGAAUGAACGAAGAAG